UGAUACGUGGCAGGCGGUGGAGCGGGUCGCUGUGCGGAGGGGGCGGGGCUGUGCCGCCACUCAUCUCUCAUCAUGGGACAGAACGACAUGAUGGGUGCCGCCGAGGACUUCGCCGACCAGGCUGCAGCGUUCUUACGGGUUACAAAGCAGUAUCUGCCACACGUUGCACGUCUCUGCCUCAUCAGCACGUUCCUGGAAGAUGGCAUCCGCAUGUGGUUUCAGUGGAGCGAACAGAGAGAUUACAUCGAAGCCACCUGGAGCUGUGGCUACUUCCUAGCCACUAUUUUCGUCCUUGUUAACUUGUUGGGGCAACUGGGUGGUUGCAUACUGGUCCUUAGUCGAAACUUUGUACAAUAUGCUUGCUUCGGCUUGUUUGGAAUAAUAGCAAUGCAGACUAUUGCAUACAGUAUCCUGUGGGACCUAAAGUUUUUAAUGAGGAACUUGGCUCUGGGUGGAGGGUUAUUGCUGCUUCUGGCGGAGUCUCGAUCGGAAGGGAAAAGUAUGUUUGCAGGUGUGCCCACCAUGGGGGAAAGCUCUCCUAAGCAGUACAUGCAGCUGGGAGGCCGUGUGCUGCUCGUCCUCAUGUUCAUGACUCUUCUCCACUUUGACGCAAGCUUCAUCUCCAUCCUACAAAACAUUGUUGGUACGGCUCUCAUUAUCCUGGUGGCCAUUGGCUUCAAGACAAAGUUGGCUGCCCUGACCUUGGUGGUGUGGCUCUUCGCCGUUAAUGUCUACUUCAAUGCCUUCUGGAACAUCCCCGCCUACAAGCCCAUGCAUGACUUCCUAAAAUACGACUUCUUUCAGACCUUGUCGGUCAUCGGCGGACUGCUGCUGGUGGUGGCCCUGGGACCUGGUGGGGUGUCUAUGGACGAAAAGAAAAAGGAGUGGUAGUGUUACUGGCACCUGGAGUCUUCUAGAAUAUUCUGGAUGAAAGCAGAGUCCUGUUUAACAUCUCUUCCCCCUCACCAUCUUUGGCACAACCACCUCCAUCUUGUAUCAUCGCCACCAGCAGCCAGCUGUAUUAUGAACCGUCUCUCGCACACCACCAGGAACUGGCUUUGUGGUUCCGUUACAGGCUGGUUUAGAAAAUGUUACAAGAUAGUCUUAAAAUGCAGUAUCAUGAGUUUUAAGGAGAGAUCUCUGCUUCUCUUUAAUGUAGUGUUUUUUUUGUUUGUUUUUGUUUUUUUUUAUGUGAAAUUUUCAGAGUCCGAAAUCAUUGAUUCAUCAUGUUUAGCCUUUGGUUCUGAAAUGCUUACAUAAUCCUUCACGUGACAGGCAUCCAUUUUGUGCAGUACUAAGAUGAGAACGGUUAUCGUACUUGGUUUCUACUCUUCGGUUGGAGCACAAGUCUCUGGUUUAAUUUAAAUCCUUUGUUUGCCCCCAGAAGCUGACACUGUAUGUUGUGUCCCUGGACUUUGAGUGAUCCCUUCCAUCCCUCUCUGUGUGUCUGGCCAAUCGGAAGAGAUUCGUUCUGUGAAUUAUGUCAUUAAAUUGAAAUCGUACCUCAUCUUGAAACAACAAGCCCUUUUUUUUUUUUUUUUUUAAGAUGGCCAAUUUUUUUAUUUAAUUCCCCCCCCCCCCUCCUUACUGUUUGGCCACUCUACACAAUCAGUUGCCAAAACAUGAGUUUCUUAGAAAUUCUCGAAGUUUAUUUCGUGUUUCAUUUUGUCUUCUAGGCUUAUUUUAUAGUAAAAUGUCAACUGUUUGGCGUAAAAUGAAAAAUCCUAAAUUCUGAGUGUUGCCUGUCCUCUGUUCAUGAAUGCAUUUCCAUCUAUAUUGACCUGGAUUUCACAACUUUGGCAUACAACCUUAUCACUGAGCCCUUGAGUUUUAUGUCCUUGCCUCUUUUUUUAUUGUUGGAGAAAUGUAGAGUACAGAGUGAGACUUAAUACCAUGUCUUCUACUAUUAAAGGCCUGGGGUUAGAAUGACAUCCAUUUGACUAGCAUUUUCAGGCGAAAGUUUGUAAUGCUAGCCUAUGUCAGUUUAACAUGACCGCUAUUUUACCUGCCAAGAGAUUUGCAUUUCUGUCCAUUAUUAGUCCAGAGAUUUACAUAUACUUUUCCGUACAACCCUGAAGGUGACACCUCCGCCCAUCAACUGGACAGUGAAGAAACAUCAUUUAUCCAUUUCCUCUUACUGCCAGCUUGCGCCUCAUCAGCACAUUUGCAUGUAGCAAGGCUGAUUUGCUACUUGAACUUCCGCUCCUUCUUCCAGUCUGAGAGCUGCUGUACAGGGGAUUGUAAAAGACUAAUGCCAAGCCAAAUUCAAGUAUUUUACACUAGAUGAAGUGCAAAAACACAUUUGAAUAAUUUUAUUAAUAAAUACCUAGCU
Rana temporaria (common frog) is the source of this 2332-nucleotide messenger RNA. It is a transcript of the gene SURF4, whose product is annotated as surfeit 4. The transcript has 7 exons. The record is from RefSeq and is a predicted model, not a curated record. The coding region runs from base 73 to 891 and encodes 272 amino acids. Gene Ontology annotation, biological process: Golgi organization. Gene Ontology annotation, cellular component: endoplasmic reticulum-Golgi intermediate compartment; endoplasmic reticulum; membrane. NCBI's taxonomy places the organism in Eukaryota, Metazoa, Chordata, Amphibia, Anura, Ranidae.